Knipowitschia caucasica is the source of this 990-nucleotide messenger RNA. Lineage: Eukaryota; Metazoa; Chordata; Actinopteri; Gobiiformes; Gobiidae. The record is from the annotation of a GenBank genome assembly.
AUGCUGAAGACUGCUGUGGGGUCCCUGGACGACAGAGAUGAGGAGGAUGAGGAGGACAUGCGGGAUGGAGAGGUACCCUUCUAUGUCAAUAGAGGAGGCAUCCCGAUGGACGAAGAGACUUGGGAGAGGAUGUGGCGGCAUGUGGCCAGAAUUCACCCAACAGAGGAUUUAGGCAAGAGCAUCCGGGGCGCCACUGACCUGCCUAAGAUUCCAAUACCAAGUGUGCCUACAUACCAGCCUACCACCACCAUCCCACAGCGCCUGGAAGCCAUUCAGAAGUACAUCAGGGAUUUGCAGUACAAUCACACAGGAACACAAUUUUUUGAAAUCAAGAAGACUCGCCCUUUAACCGGAUUAUUGGACAUUGCUAAGGACAUGGUGCGUGAGGCUCUGCCAAUCAAGUGUCUGGAAGCUGUAAUCUUGGGAAUUCAUCUCACCAACAACAUGCCCGGUGUGGAGCGCUUCCCCCUCAGCUUUAAGUCCCAGUUCUCAGGGAACCACUUCCACCACAUUGUGUUGGGGGUCCACAGCGGGGGCCGGUUCGGUGCUCUGGGGAUGAGCCGGCGGGAGGAGCUCAUGUUCAAGCCCCUGGAGUUCCGGACCCUCAUGGACCUGGUGGAGGAGUUCCAAGCGGCUUACAGGGGAUACUGGCACACGCUGCGCAAGAUCCGGAUCGGCCAGUAUGUGUCACAUGACCCGCACAGUGUGGAGCAGAUAGAAUGGAAACACUCCAUCCUGGACCUGGACAAACUGAGCCGGGACGAGCUGAGACGGGAGCUGGACAGACACACACGGGACAUGAGGCUCAAGAUCGGGAAGCCUCCUCCGUCCCCCACCAAAGACAGGAGAAACAGCAUGGGCUCCCCCCACAAGGCCCCUGCCAGCCCCAUGCGCAGGAUCAGCCGCAUAGAGAAGCGUCCUUCUGCUGAGAAGAAAGUUCUGGAUCAACAAUCUUCUGCAGACAUGAACGCGUAUCAGAUCCGAGUGUAA